UUCCCCGCCCCCGGGACGAGGCUCAACCCCAGCACCGGGGACCGGGGAUCUUGGGUCCCGCACCGUCCGGGGGUCGCGGGGACCAUGGCGCUGCGGGCAGGAGCGGGGGUCCGGCGCUGGAGGGCGGGGCUGGGGGGGCCGGGGAGGGCCUGCCUGUCCUGGCCGGGGGUCGGGGUCGGGGUCAGGGUCGGGGGGCUCCGCUGGGCCGCCCUGGAGGUCGGGGCGGGGAGCUCCGGGGUCGUCCGGACUUUGGAGGACCUGCCGGGCCCGGGACAGAUGCGCUUCUUCUUCCAGCUCUUCGUGCAGGGCUACGCGCUCCACUUGCAUCAACUGCAGAUGGUGUCGAAGGCGCGUUUCGGCCCGCUGUGGCGGUCUCAGACCGGGCCGUACACGAACGUGAACUUGGCCAGCGCGGCCCUGGCCGAGGAGCUGCUGCGACAGGAGGGCCGCUUCCCCAUGCGCAGCGACAUGGCCCUCUGGAAGGAGCAUCGCCAGUCCCGGGGCCUGGCCUACGGGCCCUUCACCGAGGAGGGCGAGCGCUGGUACCAACUGCGCCAGGCGCUGAACAAGAGGAUGCUGAAGCCGUCGGAGGCGGCGUUGUACUCCGAGUCCCUGAACGACGUGGUCAGCUCCCUGGUGGUCCGCCUGGAGGAGCUCAGGGCCGACAGCCCCUCGGGCGACCAGGUGGACAACGUGGCUGACCUCUUCUACCACUUCAGCCUGGAAGCCAUCUCGUACAUCCUGUUUGAGAAGCGCCUGGGCUGCCUGGGGCAGAGCCGCUCCGAGGAGAUGGAGGGCUUCCUGGAAGCCGUGGGCUUCAUGUUCAAGAACUCCAUCUAUGCCACCUUCCUUCCCAAGUGGACCCGACCUCUGCUGCCCUUCUGGAGGCGCUACCUGGCCGGCUGGGACACCAUCUUCGCCUUCGGGAAGAAGAUGAUUGAUCAGAAACUGGAAGAGAUGGAGAAGGCUCUUGAAACCCAGAAGCCCGGGGAAGAGAUCAAGGUGUCGGGCUACCUGCACUUCCUCCUGACCAGCGGGAAGUUCAGCCCCCACGAGGUCAUGGGGAGCCUGGCCGAGCUGCUCAUGGCCGGGGUGGACACGACCUCCAACACCCUGACGUGGACGUUGUACCACCUCGCCCGGGACCCGGAGCUGCAGGAGGCACUACACGAGGAGGUGGCGGCCGUGAUGCCCGCUGGGCAAGUGCCCCAACACAAGGACUUUGCCCACAUGCCCCUGCUCAAAGCUGUGCUCAAGGAGACGCUGCGCCUGUAUCCCGUGGUCCCCACAAAUGCCCGCGUCAAUGUGGAAAAGGAGGUGGACGUCGGUGGUUUCCACUUCCCCAAGAAUACCCUGUUCGUCCUCUGCAACUACGCCAUAUCGCGGGACCCGGAGGUGUUUCCGUCGCCCCAAGCCUUCCUGCCCCGGCGCUGGCUGCGGGGGAACCGGGGGGACCCCCCGGAGGCCUCGGGGGUCAUGCACCCCUUCGGCUCCCUGCCCUUCGGCUUCGGCAUCCGGGGCUGCCUGGGCCGACGAGUGGCCGAGCUGGAGAUGCAGCUGGCUCUGUCCAGGCUGGUCCAGCGGUACGAGAUCCGUCCGGCCCCCGGGCUGGGGGAGGUGAAGGCCAUAGCCCGCAUCAUCCUCGUGCCCCACAAGCCCGUGAGUCUCACCUUCCUGCCGAGGAGACCCUGAGCCCCGGACCCCCCCGAUGGACCCGGACUCCGGGGUUCCGCCACCCCUGCUUUUCCCCGCCUCCGUUCCCCCGGCUGGUGGAGCAGCGCUCAAUAAGCACGAUGUUGAUUGAUGGGUUGAUAAGUAAUAAAGUGACCUCUGAUGACCCCCCGA
This is a messenger RNA of Ornithorhynchus anatinus (platypus), 1845 nucleotides long. RefSeq names its product sterol 26-hydroxylase, mitochondrial. NCBI's taxonomy places the organism in Eukaryota, Metazoa, Chordata, Mammalia, Monotremata, Ornithorhynchidae. The record is from RefSeq and is a predicted model, not a curated record. Gene Ontology annotation, biological process: glucocorticoid biosynthetic process; C21-steroid hormone biosynthetic process; cortisol metabolic process. The coding region runs from base 85 to 1692 and encodes 535 amino acids. The transcript has 9 exons. Gene Ontology annotation, molecular function: monooxygenase activity; iron ion binding; heme binding. Gene Ontology annotation, cellular component: mitochondrial inner membrane.